CAUGCGCACACGCACCACGUAUGUUAACGUUCCACAUGGUGGUAUGAUUGUUGUAUGUCAUUAAAACAUUUCUUUAUUUUUUUGUUGUAACUGCAGCAGAUGUAAUUCGAUUUAAUGGGAGGCCACAAGACAAAGGGGAAGAGGAAAAGGCAAAAAAGAGGACAUGCAAAAGGUGAAAAUAAAGGUGUGAAGGAACUGACAGCAAGAACUCACCAUGAAGAGGAUCCAAUGGAAGAUGGUAAAACCAAGAUCACAAUGAAAAGUAAAGAGAAUGAGCCUAAAAAGAAAGCAGCUUAUAGUGUUGACCAAAUAAUAGAUAAGGCUGAAGAAUGUUUAGAUACCUUCAAUUUUGAGAUGGCUCAGAAAUACUGCCAGAAGGCGCUGGAGAUUGAACCAGACAAUGUCCGAGUGCUCGAGAUGACAGGAAAUAUGUUGGUAGAGAUUGGAGAUAUUGAAGGAGCUAAGAAAUGUUUUGGUAGGGCAGUAACUGUUUGUCCUGAUUCUGGGUUUGCUAAAUACAUGUAUCUGGGACAAGUUUUUGAGGGACAACAAGCCAUUGAAUGUUUUACCAAAGGAAUUGAUAUAAUGUUGAAAGAACGGCAAGAGAGAAAUGCAGAAGAGAGUGAAGGAGCAUGUGCAAUGACCUCUGAGGGAGGUGUAUCAGAUGGUGAUGUUGCCCGUGCAUAUUGUUCAAUAGCAGAGAUAUAUCUAACAGAUUCAUGCUUUGAAGACAAGGCAGAAACCCAGUGUUAUGAGCAUCUAGAAAAAGCAUUGCAGUACAGCCCACACAGCCCAGAGGCCUACCAGCUAAUGGCAAGCUACUUCCUUAGUAUCGAGUCUAAUCAGCAAGCCAAAGAAAUGAUCAACAAGAGUGUAUCACUAUGGCUACCAAAAUUAAAAGAAGUAGAAGGCAGCAAAGCAGCAGGAGACAAGUUUGACCCCGUAGAGACUUGUCCAAUGAGCUACCUCAGUCGAGUUGGAGCUAUCAAGAUUCUUAUAGAAGUUGAGGAAUUUGAUGUUGCUGAAGAAAUAUUACAGAUGUUGUUGGAGGAGGAUGAUGAAGUUGUUCAAGUGUGGUAUCUGCUUGGUUGGCUCCAUGUUUUACAAGAUACCGAUGAAGAUAAAUCAUACGCUAGAUAUUUUUUACACAAAGCCAUGAAGCUAAGCCAAAAAGAUGAAGGAGAAUAUGCAUCCAUGAUACAGCAUACUAAUGAGCUAUUAGAAAAACUCGGACCAGGAGAUGGAGAUGCAGAGGAUUGGCUCGAGAAGCAGAUAUUGGAAGCAGUUGAGAAUGAGGAUGAUGAUGACGAUGAAAUGUCAAGUGAUAAUGAAGAAGAAGAUAUGGAACAAUGAUAAGAGAUGUUCCAUCAUUGAUGUGUUUGCUGAUAGCCAGUCCCAUCCUAUAUGUUUACUAUUAAAAUCAAAAGCUUUUUCUAUAAUAUAAAUCUUCAAGUAAACUGUAGGCUUCCGUGGUUCUAAAAAGAACUAUGAUUGGUCAGAAGUUACCUAUACAUUGUGGCAGGUGUCCCAAGUUGGAAGAAGUCAUUUCUGGGAGAUUUGGUUAAAUGAGCCUUCUUAACACGUCUAAUUUCAUUUUGCUCCACAUAGCAACAGCCAUCGGCACUGACUUCCGUGAGACAAUUGAUAAUAAAGCAGUGAAAUUAUUCAACUAUUAUGAAUUUGCAGGAGAUGGGAUAUUUUCCAGAAGAUUUCAUGUUUGCUUUUCGGGAGUGUGGGAGGUUGUCCCGAUUUUCAGUGAGACUCCCGCGAGUUGCAAUCAUCUUCAUCAGAAUAGUGAAGAAUGGUUAGUGUUGACCUUAAUGUAAACAUUGCUUGAUAAACACUUGUUUAAGAUAUACUGUGAAAAGGAUGGUAUGUGAAGAGAGAAGACAUGAUUGGUAUUGGGGUAUUGACCUAAAAGUGUUCCACAAUUUGUCUGGUGAUUUUACAUGUAUGAAUGAAGAAUGAUGGAUAACCAUAAGUAUUCAUCUUACGUGGCCAUCUCUUCAAUCCCGACAAGGUACCUUCCCACAUUCGCGCAGAAUUUUGUGUACACUUCACCAUUUUACUAAGUUGUUUCCAAAUAUAUUUUGCGCAUGCUGCGGAAUAUGGAUAGCUUGAUAUUGAUCCCAAGGUAUGGUCAGGGCCUCUCUAUGAACAGAUAACCUUCUGAGAGAAAGUUCCGAAAUAUGUUUUUUAAUAGCUUUUAAUUAAUUUUUUUGCCACAUUUUAGGCAAAUUCAACUUUGAUAAAAAAAAAUAAAUAAAAAGCACAUAACAUAAAGUGCUACAAUGUUUAAUCAUUAAGAGACAGUAGAAAGUUAAUAUUGUUAACAAAUUGCUAAUAAAAAAAAUAUAUUUUAAUCAAGAAAGAUAUAUUUUAUGCAAUCCUAAUGUUUUAUUUAUUGAGCAAUGCAAUAUCACUUUUAUUAAAUGUACUUUAUUAUUAAAGAUUGCAUAUACAGUACUGUAUACGUUGUAUGUAUACAUAUGCAGGAGUGAUUAUAUUUAUUAAAUAAAUCCAGUUUCCUUUAAAGUCAA
Anneissia japonica is the source of this 2540-nucleotide messenger RNA. Its product is annotated as probable assembly chaperone of rpl4. The transcript has 9 exons. The record is from RefSeq and is a predicted model, not a curated record. NCBI's taxonomy places the organism in Eukaryota, Metazoa, Echinodermata, Crinoidea, Comatulida, Comatulidae. The coding region runs from base 115 to 1353 and encodes 412 amino acids. Gene Ontology annotation, molecular function: protein binding.